AUGGCCGUAUGACUUUCUCAAUCUGGAUAUCCCCCAAAUCUAUGAACUUACUGCCUCGGCCUUGGGGGGUUUGAUCUGGGCUUUACAUGUUGAGGUAAGGGGAUUGUUGGGAACCCUGAAGGAGAGGGUCGAUCUCUCCAGCACGUGUGAUGUUGUUACUUGGAUUGACAUCUGGACGACGGUUCUGCCUUUUUAUUGGAUGCUUUUUGCUGAAUCGUGAGAAGGCUAUUGGAUUUUUUUAAAAAAAAUUCUUGGCAGUCUUCAGUUCUCUGUCCUUGUUAUUUUUAUUAAUUUUACGAAGAAGUAUAGAGAGAGCAUUGUGAUUAUCUAGAAGAAGGAUCUAGUACGAAUGAAGAAAAUAUUUAGAUAGAGAAUACUUGGAUUUACUGUAUUCUCUGGUUUCAUAUGCUAGAUCUGUAUGCCCAUGUAUCUCCCUCUCUCUCCCUCUCUCUCCCUCUCUCUCCCUCUCUCUCUCUCUCUCUCUCUCUCCGGCUGUCUUAUGCUGGAUCUGGGUACCUUGAAGAGCUGUCAUAUACCAGUGGAUUUGUUUCGAGGUUUUCUGACAUAAAUGUUACACCACUGAAGCUCCUCGAGAGCUUGGCGUCGGCCACGACCUUCAAGUUUAGUCUCAUUCAUUCAUGGAACCCAACCUUCUGAUGCGCGUCUGAGGAUCAGAGGUUUUCUAUUUAUGAACGACGGGCCACGAAUUGCUAGUUGUUGACUGGGAAUCUUUGGCUGAGGGGAAGAAGGUGGAAAGCCUUGAUCUCCUGUUUUAAAAAUGUUUUCUGCUGCAACAACAUGGAUGUGGCCGUAGAUUUUUUUGUUUCUUCUUCUUCUUCUUCUUCUUCUUCUUAUUGAUGGUGUUCUUCCUCCGCCCUGGGUGUAGACGGUCGUUCUGAAGGUUACCAUGUCCUGCCAAGGGUGCGUCGGAGCCGUGAAGAGAGUCCUCGACAAGAUGGAAGGUCAGAGAGUAGCUUCAGAGUCCUCCCCAUCCUGAAUGGGUGGGAUUCUUUUGUCGUUGUUCUCAGCACUCAGAGGCCUCGCUGACUUUCGGUGGAUAUCCAGGCGUGGAGUCGUACGACGUCAACUUGAAGGACCAGAAGGUGACCGUGCUGGGGACGGCGAAACCCGAGGCGGUCCUGCAGACCGUGUCGAAGACGGGGAAGAAGACUGAAUUCUGGAGGGAAGAGGCAGAGGCCAAGGAGGCACCUCCCGCCGCCGCCGCCGCGGAGGAGGCACCCGCCGCUGUCGCAUCUCCUGAAGCGGAGGCGGCCCCCGCCGCCGCCCCCGCCCCCGCCCCCGCCCCCGCUCCCGAAACCACCGCCGCCCCCGCCCCCGCCCCCGCCCCCGCCCCCGCCCCCGCUCCCGAAACCACCGCCGCUUGA
This is a messenger RNA of Spirodela intermedia, 1385 nucleotides long. Lineage: Eukaryota; Viridiplantae; Streptophyta; Magnoliopsida; Alismatales; Araceae. The record is from the annotation of a GenBank genome assembly.